CAAUAGUUUCCUUUUGGCAGUCUAAUGAUAUAGUGAUAAAUCACUAAUUAUGACAUGAUAUUAUCCUAGAUACAUUUCAUUGACAAACAUAUUUAAUUGUUGUACCCUAGGCACUUAUAGGCCCUGACUUCAAAACAUCAGAAAUGCCAGCUUUCAAACAUUUGCUGGUGUUUGCAGCACUCCUUUUCCUCUUGGGAUUGGCCCAAUGUCAGAAGUUGCCCAGUUUUGAUCUUCUGGAUGAGUUUCGUGUGCCUGAGUCUAGCGGUGUGAAGAGAGUGGAAGGAUCUCAACCUGAAGCAGUGGCCUAUCGUGUCAACCCCUCCAUCCAUCUACGGAGGGCCAUGAGUGAUGUGUAUCCAGAUGGACUCCCCUCUGAAUACUCCAUCAUUGCAACAUUUAAGGUGACUAAGGACACAAUCCAGACACCCUGGAACCUGUGGCAGGUCAGUGACCCAGAGGGACGAGAGCAGGUUGGUCUUCGUUUCCAUGGAGAUGCAGGGUCUUUAGAUUUUUUCUACACCAGCCCCCAUGGGAGCCAGAUGCUGAGGACCUUUCAUGGUGUGGAGAAAUUGUUUGAUGGAGGGUGGCACAAGUUGGCGCUGAGCGUGAAGGGCAGCCAGGUGAAGCUGCUGAUAGACUGUGAAGAGGUCAGAGUGGAGUCUAUUGAUGAGCCCAGGCCAGUCAUUCGGCAAGGAUACACUUCCAUCGUCAAGCGAGCUGUAGGAGACCGUUCAGUGCCUGUGGACCUCCAGCAGAUGGAAAUGUCAUGUGACCCAGAGCAGGCUUAUUCAGAGGGCUGCUGUGAACUCUCCAGUGUGUGUGGAGGGUAUGCAGAGAUUGGCCUAACAGCUGGAAGAGCAUCUUGCAAAUGUGUGCAUGGACAACCUGGCAUUCAGGGUCCCCCAGGGUCAAAGGGUCACAGGGGUCUUCCAGGAAAAACCGGAGACCCAGGAAGACAAGGCAACUGGGGAAUCCGUGGAAACACAGGAGACUAUGGCAACAUUGGUGAAAGUGGCCCAAAGGGAGAAGAAGGAAUCAAAGGCGAAAAAGGGAUGCAAGGACCCUGGGGCCAAGUGGGAGACAGAGGUCCUAAAGGGCUAAAAGGACUAAAAGGGGCAGCAGGCUUCAAGGGAGUACGUGGAUCGCCUGGAGAUAUUGGAGAGACCGGAAAACAAGGAGAAAUUGGUGCUAAAGGUCUUAAAGGAUAUGGUGGGAUUCCUGGGUUUCAAGGAGUUAAGGGCCAAAAAGGAAAUACUGGCGCAGCAGGGCGGCUGGGACCCAGAGGAAAGCAGGGUAUUGUUGGGGAUCCUGGAGAAAGGGGAACUCCUGGAGAGAAGGGGCGGCCUGGUAUCCAAGGAUCUGUGGGCAGACCUGGCACCACUGGACCAAAAGGUAUUAUCGGAGAUCCUGGUUUACCUGGGAGAGAUGGUGAUCCUGGAAUAGAGGCGUAUCAAGGACCACAAGGCCUCAGUGGAAAACUUGGACGUAUUGGAGCAAAGGGGGAGAAAGGCACCCUGGGACCUGCAGGAGAAAUGGGCCCUCAAGGCAAAACCGGCCUCAGAGGUUACAAGGGUUCUGCAGGGAAGCCAGGAAGACCUGGAUUUAUUGGCCCACCUGGACCUACUGGUCACGUGGGUGAGUCUGGAAAACCUGGGUCCAAGGGUGACACAGGAAUCCAGGGGAUCAAAGGAGUAAAAGGCGUACAGGGAGAAAAGGGAGUUAAAGGUCCAAAAGGAAGGGUUGGAGACAGGGGUGAACAGGGUCUUCAGGGAGGACGGGGGAAGCGUGGCCCUGCAGGCCCACCUGGUCGAUCAGGUUCACUUGGAAUCAAAGGUGUUCGAGGUGAGGGUGGACCAGAUGGCUUUCAAGGGCUCCCUGGCCCACCAGGCCCAACUCUCCCUGCUGAACAUGUGAUUGAAGUCUGUAAGAAAGUGGUCUUGGAGCAGAUGUCAACCUUUGCCAAGUCAGUAAAGAGGACGUGUGCUGCAGUUUGUCCUCUCUAUGGUGAUGUUCCCAUGGGUGCUCCUGGUCCCCCUGGGCAGAAAGGACCACCGGGACCUCCUGGCGACCUUGGUAAUGAUGGUACUGAUGGAGAAAUGGGCCCACCGGGAUUCUACGGAGAACCUGGAGAGCUGGGUCAACAAGGAGAAAGAGGUGACAGGGGAGAGCGAGGUGAUAAAGGAGCCAAGGGUUAUGGCCUCCCUGGCUACACUGGAGAUCAAGGACCACAGGGUCAGCUUGGACGUCUUGGCAGAGCCUUUAACGGCCAGCCUGGGAAGCAGGGUGAGAGGGGACAUGUUGGGCGGCCUGGACUCAGGGGUCACCCAGGUCUUAGAGGACCUCCAGGUGUAUGUGUCACCUCUGGAUGUGCACAGCUGGAUUCCACCAGUGGGACACCACAACCAGCACCACGGAGAAUGAGGAAUCGCUCUUAAAGAGAAGAAAGAGGCAAUGUGAAUAAAGAAUUUUAUACUAGGCUUAAAAGAGUAAAGGACUGUUUUUGUUGAUAUGCAUUUGUUCAAAUGAACUGCAAUUUACAUGUAAAUAUGCAAAAUAAUCAGAACUGUAGUCUCGCUAACAAAAGUUAGCAAAAAUAACAAAACAAUUGUGUGAUUUGAGG
Messenger RNA from Melanotaenia boesemani (Boeseman's rainbowfish), 2620 nucleotides. RefSeq names its product collagen alpha-1(IX) chain. The transcript has 26 exons. The record is from RefSeq and is a predicted model, not a curated record. Bases 144 to 2435 code for a protein of 763 amino acids. NCBI's taxonomy places the organism in Eukaryota, Metazoa, Chordata, Actinopteri, Atheriniformes, Melanotaeniidae.